CAUUUUCGACGUUUCGUCCGUAACGAAACGCAGUCUCUUCGAAAAUGGCUUCGCUGGUAAAUGUUUUGUUGCGAAAAAGCGCAAAUUUAGGGAACACUAAAGCGUUAUUGGCAAAUUUACCGGCAGUUUAUAAUGUGAACUCUCAACGUAAAGCACAUAGAUGGAUGCCAGACGAGUUGUUCGUGAAGCAGUUCGAGGGGGCUGUUAUGUACCCUGAAGGAAUAACGGCCCUUAUGAAACAUCCACCCUAUAACAGUAUCGUACCCCCGUCGGAGAAGCAGGUCCGUAACAUGAUCCUCAACUUUGGACCACAGCACCCUGCUGCUCACGGAGUGUUACGACUUGUUUUGGAGCUCGAGGGUGAGAUGGUACGUGGUGCCGACCCACACAUUGGACUCCUCCACCGAGGCACAGAAAAACUAAUAGAGUACAAGACCUACACACAAGCGUUACCGUACUUUGAUCGACUUGACUACGUGUCUAUGAUGUGCAAUGAACAAUGCUACAGUUUGGCCGUGGAGAAACUAUUAAACAUUGACAUACCAAUCAGAGCUAAGUAUAUUAGAACACUCUUCGCCGAAAUCACCCGUCUGCUAAAUCACAUCAUGGCCGUGGGUACCCAUGCUCUCGACGUGGGAGCCCUGACACCAUUCUUCUGGCUGUUCGAGGAGCGUGAGAAAAUGAUGGAGUUCUAUGAGAGAGUCAGCGGUGCUCGAAUGCAUGCGGCCUACAUUCGUCCUGGCGGUGUUGCUUUGGACAUGCCGCUCGGUCUGAUGGACGAUAUUUACGAGUUUUCUAGCAAAUUCUCCGAGAGAUUGGACGAAGUAGAAGACGUGCUAACUACCAACCGUAUCUGGGUGCAAAGAACUCGUGAUGUGGGCGUGGUCACCGCGCAGGACGCGCUCAACUACGGGUUCAGCGGUGUAAUGCUUCGUGGUUCAGGCAUCAAGUGGGACCUGCGUAAGAGCCAGCCCUACGACGCGUACCACCUGGUGGACUUCGAUGUGCCCAUCGGGACCAACGGAGACUGCUACGACAGGUACCUGAUCCGCAUGGAGGAGAUGAGGCAGAGUCUCCGCAUCAUCGACCAGUGCCUCAACCAGAUGCCUGCCGGGGAGAUCAAGACCGAUGACGCCAAGCUGACGCCACCUUCAAGAGAGGAGAUGAAGACGUCGAUGGAGGCUCUGAUCCACCACUUCAAGCUGUUCACGCAGGGCUACGCAGUGCCGCCCGGAGCCACCUAUACCGCUGUGGAAGCCCCCAAGGGCGAGUUCGGAGUCUACCUCGUCUCCGACGGCGGCUCCAAGCCCUACCGCUGCAAGAUCAAGGCGCCCGGCUUCGCUCACCUGGCGGCGCUGGAGAAGAUCGGCAAGCACUCCAUGCUGGCCGACAUCGUGGCCAUCAUCGGGACCCUCGACGUGGUCUUCGGGGAGAUCGACCGGUAGACCGGCAGAUCCCGGCGGGGAUGUCUGAUCUACACGAAACCUAAGUGUCUAAGCUUUUGUCAUUUACGAAAAUGUGGAGAGGAGAUCAGAUAAGGAGAAAGAAAUGUACAUUUUAAGUUAGGCAGUAAUUAUUAGUGUAUCGGAAGUCUUUCUUAUCUUCUAAAUUAUAAUUCUACCAGAAUCAGAUUGUAAUAUAUAUGUAUAUUAAUAUCAUGCAAUAGUGUUUCCUGAAUCAGCAAUAAAAUACAGUGAAUUUGCUCGUU
This is a messenger RNA of Melitaea cinxia (Glanville fritillary), 1708 nucleotides long. It is a transcript of the gene ND-49, whose product is annotated as NADH-ubiquinone oxidoreductase 49 kDa subunit. Gene Ontology annotation, molecular function: NADH dehydrogenase (ubiquinone) activity; NAD binding; quinone binding. Lineage: Eukaryota; Metazoa; Arthropoda; Insecta; Lepidoptera; Nymphalidae. The record is from RefSeq and is a predicted model, not a curated record. Gene Ontology annotation, biological process: mitochondrial electron transport, NADH to ubiquinone. The transcript has 10 exons. The coding region runs from base 45 to 1445 and encodes 466 amino acids.